Molecule: messenger RNA, 3924 nt
Organism: Stylophora pistillata
Lineage: Eukaryota; Metazoa; Cnidaria; Anthozoa; Scleractinia; Pocilloporidae
Source: RefSeq, a predicted model, not a curated record
AUGGACGUUGCCUUCGUAAUUGACACAGCUGGUGGUCUUAAGAAAGUCUUCCAUUACACAAAGAAAUUCAUUUUGCAAUUGGUGGAUUCAUUUAUUGUUUCCAGUCAGUAUGUUCGGGUUGGUUUGAUUACGAACUCGUACCGCCCUGCGGUCAAGUUAAACUUUGGUCAGUUUAACAAACCCACGCAAAUUAAACGCGUCAUUCGCUUGCUGCAGCCCGACGGUGGGACACGCCUAUCGGGAAAAGCGUUGAAACUUGCUUUAAAGCGUCUCUUUCCCGCUAGCAAGGGCAAGAAAACUUUGGUUUUCCUAACUGCGGGUAAAUCGUCCGACCGAGUGCUGGGCCCAGUACAACAGCUUGUUGCUAUGAGAGUAAAUAUUUUCAGUAUCGGCGUUGGACCUAAUGCCGAUCUCAGUGAGAUUCUCACGGUUGCUAAAGAUCCUCAGCACUCGUACAAGACCAGUUUUAGAAGCCUGGGAACCAUAGUGAAACGUAUUAAGGACAAAGCAUGCGCAGAGGCAGGAGGCAGUAAACAGGGACCGAAAAAACCCACAAGGAAACCAAAACCUCCCAAAGCUGUCGCUAUUUUCCCACUAAACCGAAAGACUCGAGGAAAAGACAUUGGUCCUCUGAGGAAUAGCCCGGGACUACUAUACGGUGUUCGACCCGCUCGUGGACCUAACGGCCAGCCUGGUGGAGCCAUCAAAUUCCCGAAAUUUAAGACCGGCUAUGUGGAGUUUCCCAACAGUGGGAAAUUGGACACCAAGAAUUCUUUAACAGUGAUCGUUUGGGUCAAACCUGACGAGCCAGGGAAAAUAAUUGAGUACAAACCAGGAGGGGUGAAUUUCGGCAUUCGAUCACCGGACACUUUGUACGCCCGUUUUGUUCGCCGAAACGGUCGACCAACCAAAACCGUAAAAACAAGACGGCGGGGAAUUACCCUUCGACGAUGGAGUUACUUAGCCAUUUCCUACGAUCAGCGAACUGGAAUGGGAACCAUCUGGCGGAAUUCUCGGCCGAUUGCAUUUCAGAAGCUUGGCUGGAUCAGGCUCUCUACAAAGAAAUCCCUUAGGCUUGGGGGAUUGACUCGAGGUCGGCGACCAUUCAGAGGGAGUAUCACAUGUCUUCAGGUUUACAGUGAUGCCUUGACUGGGCCCCAGAUAAAGAAUGUACAGAAUGUUUGCUUUAAACCAGGUCAACCGACUCCCACCAGACCGCCAACAGUCCCUGUUCCAGCUCUGCCCCCCGCAAUGGCAUUCUUCCCCUUGAAAUCUAAAUAUGGUGCCCGAGAUAUAGGCCCAACGAAAAACCGCCCAGGAAAAAUUGUGGGUGCCUUACUAGCCCGAGGUCCCGACGGUCAGCGUGGUAGUGCUUACAAGUUCCGAGGCCGUCCCGAUAGCUUCAUCGAGUUUCCGAACAACGGCCGAUUAGAUGCACAGGAUUCAAUAACCAUUCUUGCAUAUGUAAAUCCGGAAAGCGCAGGACCGAUCUUCAAUUUUAAUCCAAAAGGAUUCGGAGUACAUUUCUGGAUGGUUCGAAAGAACGUUCUUUUCGCACGCUUUGUGAAAAGGUCCAAGAAGUUCACGAGGCCUGUGGCUACGAACAGAGUGAAACCGGGAACUUGGAACUGGGUAGCAGCUUCUUACGACAAGAACACUGGGUACGCACGUUUGUUCGUAGAUUCCAGAAUCUCAGCUGAGAGAAAUCUAGGCAGAAUAAAACUUGCCACAAAUUAUCCAGUUAGAAUGGGUGCACGGAAGGGAGAUCGUCGCUUCUUCCGCGGGAAAAUAACUUGUGUUCAAGUGUACAAUGUAGCCCUGACAAGCCGGCAAAUCCGAGCCGCCAGGAAGAGCUGCUUCAAAUCAGGUAAAGUGAAACCCACUAAGCCAGUUUCACCUGUUACCAAGCCGACACCAGCCAUCCGUAACUUAGUGGCCGUGUACCCACUGGACGCUACUACUGGUGCACGUGACCUCAGCCCUACCAAAAAUCUCCCAGGAAAGCUUUCAAGCGUAAAUAUCGCUCCAGGCCCUGACGGCAAACCAGAUACUGCAUUACGAUUCUCUGGCAUUCCUAACAGUUACAUCGAGUUCCCAAACAACGGAAGACUGGACACUAGACGCUCAAUCACUUGCAUGGCAUGGGUGUUCAAUGAAGGGAGGGGUGGGCCGGUGUUUCAAUACGAUCCCCGAGGAGUAGGGGUUGGAUUAAGAAUCUUCGGCACGGAUCGAAUUGAAGCGCUCAUUGUUAGCCGAAACAGAAGAAAGAAAGUUCCUGUCGUGACUCGAAAGGGGUUCUUAAAGCCCAGGACUUGGACUUACGUAGGGUUCUCUUACGAUUUCCUUUCUGGUAUUGUGACAUUAUAUGUUAAUGCCAGGCCAGUCCUACGAAGGAUCAUUGGUCGAGUUCAGCUUCUUACAAACAAACCAGUGCGCGCGGGCUCAACCAAGCGUGCAAAACGAUUUUUCCGUGGUCGCUUGUCAUGUAUACAGGUAUAUAGCAGAGCCCUUACCAGGCGCGAGAUCAUUGCAGUGAGGAAAAGAUGCUUCAAAGGAGCCGGAAUAAUUCCAGGAAAACCUUCCACAGGUUCCCCGACGGCUGUGGCGACAUUUCCGCUCAGCGGUGUUCUCAAUGGACGGGAUAUUUCUCCAAAUAAGAACCCACGAGCAAAACUCCGUAACGUGCGGCCAGACAACGGACCCGAUGGCCUCCCUUCAGGUGCCAUUAGGCUGAGUGGUAGUCCAAAUAGCUACGUGGUGUUUCCAAACUACGGAAAACUUGACACAGUGGACGAAAUAACGAUCACUGUGUGGGUGAAGCCGAAAAGCGCCGGACCGAUCUUUCAUUACAAGCCCCAGACCUGGGGCGGGGUUCAUUUCUGGGUAGUGGGACGACCUGGUAAUCGGAAGUUCUUUGUUCGAUUCUCCACACGUGACGGCAAAACCGUACCAGCAUUGAGAAGUAGGAAGAUCAAAAUGGGAAGAUGGUACUAUCUGGCAGUUAGUUAUGAUAAAAAGAAGGGAGUUGGAACCAUUUGGAGAAAUGGUUUUAUUGAUGCUCAGCGACGUGUUGGAAUAUAUAAACUAGCUACUAACUUCCCUGCGGUGAUGGGACGCAAGCCAGGGGAUCGCCGCAUAUUAAGAGGAAGUAUUUCGUGUUUGCAAAUCUUCAAGAAAGCUUUGAUUGGACCACAAAUUCGAGCACAGAAAAGGAAAUGUUUCAGACGAAAACCAAAUCCUAAAAGGCCCAAGCCGAAACCAGCUCAACCGAUGCUCAUGGGACUCUAUCCGUUUGAUCCAAUCAGUAAAGGCCGAGAUAGAAGCCCCAAUAAAGCACCUAAAGCUUUAUUCAGCAAUGUUGUUUUGACCAGUGGUCCCGAUGGCCGCCCAAAAUCUGCGGUCAAACUACGUGGCCUCCCAAACAGCUAUAUUGAAAUUCCCAAUAAUGGAAAACUGCGCACAACUAACUCGAUCUCCAUGUUUGCUUGGGUCAAGCCUCAAGGGUUAGCAGGACCAAUUAUCAACUAUGGCAAGGGACCCGCCUGGGAGACACACCUGUGGCAGACAAACCCCCGAACGCUCUUUGUUCGAUAUGUGAAAAUAGGUGGUGCCCCUACCCCGGCCGUUACUAAGGCUGCUUUGACACGAGGCGUAUGGAAUUUCGUCGGUACAACUUACGAUGGAACUUAUGCCACGCUUUGGGUAAAUGGUAAAAAGGUCGCUUCACGUAAAAUCAACAGCAUUCGUUUGUCCACGACGGGACCAAUAAGGAUUGGGGCAAAGGUCGGUGAUAAACGUUACUUCAAAGGCGCCGUAGCUUGUGUGCAGCUCUAUCGAGUUGCUUUACAGAAAAAGCAAAUACGGAGAACCAUGAAAAGAUGUAUGAGACGUAAGUAUCCCAUAAAUGGAAUUUAUGUGUGCUAG